AGAGAGAAAAAGAAACAAAAAAGAAAGGUAGAAGAUGAAGUUGCAGGAGGGUGUGUUCUUGGUGGCUAUUUUCUUCUUCCUUGGAUACACGCAGCUGGUGAAGGGGCAACAUCAACCUCGCCCCGAUUGCCAAACUAGAUGUGGCAACCUCAAAAUAGAGUACCCUUUUGGCAUUUCUCCAGGCUGUUACUAUGACGAAUAUGAUAGUUUCAAUGUCACUUGCGACAACGAGAAAGAGAAGCUCUUCAUAGGCAUCAACGUUGAAGUGGUGAACUUUAAUCACAGCGCCGCCCAGCUAAGUGUUCUGUUUAACCGAUCCUCUGAUUGUGACGACGAGAAGAGAAAUGAGACUAAUGAAACUUCCAUCUGGUAUCGGCUAGGUAGUAGUUCCUCUCUCUCCCCCAAGAACAAGUUUACUUUAGUAGGCUGUAACGCUUUAGCACUUCUGAGCACUUUUGGGAAGCAAAACUACUCAACUGGAUGCUUGUCAUUAUGCGAUUCUCAACCGGAGGCAAAUGGAGAAUGUAAUGGUGUUGGUUGCUGCAGAACAGAGGACUUCUCUGUCCCGUCGGAUAGCUAUCAAUUCCAAUAUGGCUCAGCUCGCUUGGGGAACCAAACUAUUAAAUCCGUAGAUCUAUUUAAUACUUCGGUAUAUCAGUUUAAUCCUUGCACCUACGCUUUUCUCGUUGAAGAUGGUAAGUUUAACUUCAAUUCUUCACAAGAUCUUAGGAAUCUGCGGAAUGUCACAAGGUUCCCUGUGGCACUGGAUUGGUCUAUUGGAAACAAGACAUGCGAGCAAGUUGGAAGCACAAACAUAUGCGGUGGGAACACAAAAUGUUUUGAUUCUACUCGGGGAAAGGGUUAUAUCUGCAAAUGUAAAGAUGGUUUUGAUGGGAAUCCAUACCUUUUAGACGGUUGCCAAGACAUCAAUGAGUGUACUACUGGUAGACAUAACUGUUCGAAUCCUAGCACCUGUGAAAACACGCUUGGAAGCUUCCUUUGUAAGUGCCCAUCUGGCCGUGAGUUAAAUACAACUACUAUGAGCAGCUGCACUGACACACCUAAAGAAGAAGAGCCUAAGUACUUAGGAUUGACUAUUGUUCUUCUUGGCUGUUACUAUGACGAAUAUGAUAGUUUCAAUGUCACUUGCGACGACGAGAAAGAGAAGCUCUUCAUAGGCAUCAACGUUGAAGUGGUGAACUUUAAUCACAGUGCCGCCAAGCUAAGUGUUCUGUUUAACCGAUCCUCUGAUUGCGACGACGAGCAGAGAAAUGAGACUAAUGAAACUUCCAUCUGGUAUCGGCUAGGUAGUAGUUUCUCUCUCUCCCCCAGAAACAAGUUUACUUUAGUAGGCUGUAACGCUUUAGCACUUCUAAGCACUUUUGGGAAGCAAAACUACUCAACUGGAUGCUUGUCAUUAUGCGAUUCUCAACCGGAGGCAAAUGGAGAAUGUAAUGGUGUUGGUUGCUGCAGAACAGAGGACUUCUCUGUCCCGUCGGAUAGCUAUCAAUUCCAAUAUGGCUCAGCUCGCUUGGGGAACCAAACUAUUAAAUCCGUAGAUCUAUUUAAUACUUCGGUAUAUCAGUUUAAUCCUUGCACCUACGCUUUUCUCGUUGAAGAUGGUAAGUUUAACUUCAAUUCUUCACAAGAUCUUAAGAAUCUGCGAAAUGUCACGAGGUUCCCUGUGGCACUGGAUUGGGCUAUUGGAAACAAGACAUGCGAGCAAGCUGGAAGCACAAGCAUAUGCGGUGGGAACACAAAAUGUUUUGAUUCUACUCGUGGAAAGGGUUAUAUCUGCAAAUGUAAAGAUGGUUACAAUGGGAAUCCAUACCUUUUAGACGGUUGCCAAGACAUCAAUGAGUGUACAACUCGUAGACAUAACUGUUCGGAUCCUAGCACCUGUGAAAACACGCUUGGAAGCUUCCUUUGUAAGUGCCCAUCUGGUCGUGACUUAAAUACCACUACUAUGAGCAGCUGCACUGACACACCUAAAGAAGAAGAGCCUAAGUACUUAGGAUGGACUAUUGUUCUUCUUGGUAAGCUCUCUUCACUCGUUUUUGAUUCAUUUGUUUCCAGAAAGACUUGGGCUUUAUGAUCUUUGUUUGUCUGACAUGUGAUCAGGAACC
Messenger RNA from Arabidopsis arenosa, 2126 nucleotides. The record is from the annotation of a GenBank genome assembly. Lineage: Eukaryota; Viridiplantae; Streptophyta; Magnoliopsida; Brassicales; Brassicaceae.